GCAUUUUGCCGUUGUGUGUCCGGACAGAGCACCCCUGCCCUUUCGGGAGCAGCUGCCACCUCGGGGACAGCAGGGUGGCCGGUGGCACAGGGCCAGCGAGGGACCACGUGCCCGAGCAGCCGGGUGCACACCGGGCCGAUGCAGCCGGGGGGGACCCAUUCCAUGUGCCGGCUGCCGGAGCCAGACAGUUGUUUAAUUUCCCAGGCGCGGGCGGGAGGGGGAUGGAAAGUUUCCCGGGGCCGCCGGGGCAGGGGCUGGGACGGCCGCACGCUUCCUGCUCCGCACCGGCGGGCAGCGUGGCCUCGCCGCCGUGCCAGGGGUCCCUGAGCUGCGCCAUGCUGCCCACCGCACACCACUCGCCGGGGACUUCACCGGCGGCAUCUCCCUGCAAUUCCCCCCACAAUUCCCCCGUCCUCUUCAGGAAACUCUUGAUGAACCAGAGCAUCCGCCUGCAGCGGCGCUUCACCGUGGCGCAUCCCCUCUGCUUUGACCUGGAGAAUGGCCCCGCCGGCCGGGGCACGCUGGACCCCCAGGCCAGCCCGGGAGCGGGACUGGUCCUGCAAGGCACCUUCCCCCAUGGCCAGCGCCGCGAGUCCUUCCUCUACCGCUCCGACAGCGACUACGACUUGUCCCCAAAAGCCAUGUCCCGCAACUCCUCCAUCGCCAGCGACCUGCAUGGAGAAGACAUGAUCGUCACGCCGUUUGCCCAGGUCCUGGCCAGCCUCCGCACCGUCCGGAGCAACCUGACGCACCUCCAGGACCGCACCGGCAACAAGCGAGCGUCGAGCAGCAGCCUGCCCUCCGGGAGCAAGGCCAGCCUUGCCGACCCCUUGCCAAGCCGGUGGGUGCCCCUGGCAGAAGAUGCCCAUCAGAAGCUCUCGCGGGAGACCCUGGAGGAGCUGGACUGGUGCCUGGACCAGCUGGAGACGUUGCAGACCAGGCACUCGGUCAGCGAGAUGGCCUCUAACAAGUUCAAAAGGAUGCUGAACCGGGAGCUGACGCACCUCUCGGAGACCAGCCGCUCCGGGAACCAAGUUUCCGAGUACAUCUCCAGCACUUUCCUGGACAAGCAGCAUGAGGUGGAGAUCCCCUCGGCGCUGGCCAAGGACAAGGAGAAGGAGCGGAGGAAGCGCCCCAUGUCCCAGAUCAGCGGCGUCAGGAAGCUCACGCACGGCUCCAGCCUUACCGCUGCCGGCAUCCCCCGUUUCGGGGUGCGGACGGACCAGGAGGGGCUGCUGGCCAAGGAGCUGGAGGACACCAACAAGUGGGGGCUCAAUGUGUUUAAAGUCGCCGAGUACUCGGGCAACCGCCCGCUGACGGUCAUCAUGUACAGCAUCUUCCAGGAGCGCGACCUGAUGAAGACCUUCCGCAUCCCUGUCAACACCUUCAUCACCUACAUGCUGACGCUGGAGGACCACUACCACGCUGACGUGGCCUACCACAACAACAUCCACGCCGCUGACGUGGCUCAGUCCACCCAUGUCCUCCUCUCCACACCUGCGCUGGAGGCUGUCUUCACAGACCUGGAGAUCAUGGCUGCCAUCUUUGCCAGCGCCAUCCAUGAUGUUGACCAUCCUGGUGUCUCCAACCAGUUCCUCAUCAACACCAACUCGGAGCUGGCGCUGAUGUACAACGACGCCUCAGUGCUGGAGAACCACCAUCUGGCCGUGGGCUUCAAGCUUCUCCAGGAGGAGAACUGCGACAUCUUCCAAAACCUGAGCAAGAAGCAGAGGCAGUCACUCCGCAAAAUGGUCAUCGACAUGGUGCUGGCCACGGACAUGUCCAAGCACAUGAAUCUGCUGGCGGAUUUGAAAACCAUGGUGGAGACCAAGAAGGUGACCAGCCUGGGGGUGCUGCUGCUGGACAACUACUCGGACCGGAUCCAGGUCCUGCAGAAUAUGGUGCACUGCGCCGACCUCAGCAACCCCACGAAGCCGCUGGAGUUGUACCGGCAAUGGACCGACCGCAUCAUGGUGGAGUUCUUCCGCCAAGGCGAUUGGGAACGGGAGAAAGGGAUGGAGAUCAGCCCCAUGUGCGACAAGCACACCGCCUCUGUGGAGAAGUCCCAGGUGGGCUUCAUCGACUUCAUCGCCCACCCGCUGUGGGAGACGUGGGCCGACCUGGUGCACCCCGAUGCCCAGGAGAUCCUGGACACGCUGGAGGACAACCGGGAAUGGUACCAGAGCAUGAUCCCGCGCAGCCCGUCCCCACCGCCCGAGGGACCUGGAGCGUCCCCCGCCACCGCCGACAAGUUCCAGUUCGAGCUGACGCUGGAGGAGGAGGGUGAGUCGGACACGGAGCUGGAAGCGGCCGACAGCCCCUUGGAUGAUGACAACAGCGGCUCCAAGACACCAGCCACAGACGACUCAGAGUUGGCCGACACCGAGCAUCUGUCACCCGGCCCUGGGGACCAAGAUUCACCUGUCACCCACCCCAGGGACGUGGACAACCGGCGGGCGCUGGAGGGGACGCUGCCGAAGGAUGGCGGUGGCGGCGGGUGCUCGGUGCUGGGGCCCGAGGGCAGCCAGGGCCUGUGCUUGGACACAGAGGGCAACGUCACAUUCCUGCCCCUGAGCACGUAGCGGCACCGGCCGGUGGGUCCCCUCGCUGCUGUGGGGACGUGGGACCGGGCGCUGCCCUGGCAAGUGCUGGGGGCAGUGGGCUGGCAGUGGAGAGCACUGGCACCGCAGGGACCGGGGUGGCCGCUGGGACGUGGAAGGACCCAAAGCGUGUCCCCAUGCAGGAGCUGGGCAGGUCCUGAUGGGCACCAGGACGCUGCUCGCCCUCUCCCAGCAACUGUUCCCUGCUCCCACCCAGCAUCCCUGUGUACAGCUGCUGGGAAAGGUCCCUGUCCCCUUCAGACAGGGCUUGGGGACACUGUGCUCCUGCCCCAUCCCAGCCCUGGGGACGUCAUGCCCCACAGGGCUCCAGGAGGAGGUCCCCCAUGGGGCCAGGCAUAGCCAAAAGCAUUUCGGCGUCUCUCCAGUUGGCCCCUUGCAGAACAGCAGCCCCACGGCGGGACGGCGAGGUGCGUGAAGGGUGCUGGUGACAGCCCCCAGCACGAGGGACCUCAGUGCGGCCAGGCACCAGGGCACAGCACGGGCACGAGUCAGUGGUUUAUUUAUUUGGGGAUAGGUUCGCUUUUUAAAGCCUUUUGUAGCUCACUUUUUAAUACAAGCCUCACCUAGGUGCACUCACACGCGUUCCUGUGGCAGAAAGAUGCGUUUCUGCUCUGUGAUCAGCACUCGAAAUGCUGUGUUUGUACUUUGCACUUUGGGCCCCGGCGGGCACUGCAACCCCCAGGGCAGCCGCCGGGGUCCUUCGGUUUCUUCCUUCACCUUCCAGAGAUUAAACCUGGUUUGUUCCCCCCAAAA
This is a messenger RNA of Harpia harpyja (harpy eagle), 3374 nucleotides long. It is a transcript of the gene PDE4C, whose product is annotated as phosphodiesterase 4C. Gene Ontology annotation, molecular function: 3',5'-cyclic-AMP phosphodiesterase activity. Gene Ontology annotation, biological process: signal transduction. The coding region runs from base 222 to 2582 and encodes 786 amino acids. The record is from RefSeq and is a predicted model, not a curated record. The transcript is spliced from 15 exons. Gene Ontology annotation, cellular component: nucleus; perinuclear region of cytoplasm; cytosol. Lineage: Eukaryota; Metazoa; Chordata; Aves; Accipitriformes; Accipitridae.